Lagenorhynchus albirostris (white-beaked dolphin) is the source of this 927-nucleotide messenger RNA. Its product is annotated as olfactory receptor 13J1. Gene Ontology annotation, molecular function: olfactory receptor activity; G protein-coupled receptor activity. The record is from RefSeq and is a predicted model, not a curated record. Lineage: Eukaryota; Metazoa; Chordata; Mammalia; Artiodactyla; Delphinidae. Gene Ontology annotation, biological process: G protein-coupled receptor signaling pathway. Gene Ontology annotation, cellular component: membrane.
AUGGAGCUGGUCAACAGGACAGAGGUCUCUGAGUUCUUCCUGAAAGGAUUUUCGGGCUACCCAGCCUUGGAGCACCUGCUCUUCCCUCUGUGCUCAGCCACGUACCUGGUGACCCUGCUGGGGAAUACAGCCAUCGUGGCAGUGAGCGUGCUGGACGUCCACCUGCACACACCCAUGUACUUCUUCCUGGGCAACCUCUCCACCCUGGAUAUCUGCUACACCACCUUUGUGCCCCUGAUGCUGGUCCACCUCCUGUCGGCCCAGAAGACCAUCUCCUUUCUUGGCUGCGCGAUGCAGAUAUGUCUGAGCCUGUCCACGGGCUCCACAGAGUGUCUGCUGCUCGCCAUCAUGGCCUAUGAUUGCUACCUGGCCAACUGCCGGCCACUCAUGCUGAUGGGCCACCGGCUCUGCUUGCUGCUGGCGGGAGCCGCCUGGGUACUCUGCUUCUUCAAGUCAGUGACUGAGACAGUCAUCGCCAUGAGGCUGCCCUUCUGUGGCCACCGUGUGGUCAGUCACGUCACCUGCGAAAUCCUGGCAGUGCUGAAGCCGGCGUGCGGUGAUACGUCAGUCAACGAGGUCUUCCUGUGGGUGCGUGCCAUCCUGCUGCUGCCCGUGCCCUUGGCGUUCAUCUGCCUGUCCUGCAUGCUUAUCCUGGCCACCAUCCUGAGGGUGCCCUCGACCGCUGGACGCCACAAAGCCUUCUCCACCUGCUCGGCGCACCUGGCUGUGGUGCUGCUUUUCUAUGGCACCGUCAUCUUCACGUACAUGAAACCCAGGAGCAAGGAGGCCCGCAUCUCUGAUGAGGCCUCCACGGUCCUCUAUGCUGUGGUCACGCCCAUGCUGAACCCCGUCAUCUACAGCCUGAGGAACGAGGAAGUGACGGAGGCCGCCAGGAAGGUGUGGGACAGGAGAUGGACCUCCAGGUGA